CGCGCCCCGCGUCCGUACCCCGUUCUCUCCGGAGCCUCGGCUCUCUUUCCCCCCAGACGCGCGCGCGUGGGGUGCGCGCCGCUCGAGCAGGGGCGCACGUUCGUCUGGUCCCGCGCGCCGGGGUCUCCAGCAGCAGCAGCAGCGGCGAGCGGCGGGGCGGAACGCGCCUCACUACCGUCAGCGGCCGCGCUGCCGGGCCGGCCGGCCACCAUGGAGGCGGAUGGGACCGGCGAGCAGAUGAGACCGCUACUCACGCGGGGUCCUGAUGAAGAGGUUGUUGUGGACCUCGGCAAAACCAGCUCUACCGUGAACACCAAGUUUGAAAAAGAAGAGCUAGAAAGCCAUCGAGCGGUGUAUAUUGGUGUUCACGUCCCGUUCAGUAAAGAGAGCCGGCGGCGUCACAGGCAUCGUGGACACAAACACCACCACCGGAGGAGAAGAGAUAAAGACUCAGACAAAGAGGAUGGACGGGAAUCUCCCUCUUAUGAUACCCCAUCCCAGCGGGUUCAGUUUAUCCUUGGCACCGAGGACGACGACGAAGAACACAUCCCCCAUGACCUGUUCACGGAAAUGGAUGAGCUGUGUUACAGAGACGGGGAAGACUACGAAUGGAAGGAGACGGCCAGGUGGCUGAAAUUUGAGGAGGAUGUCGAAGAUGGAGGGGACCGAUGGAGUAAGCCUUACGUGGCAACCCUGUCUUUGCACAGUCUCUUUGAAUUGAGGAGUUGCAUUCUAAAUGGAACGGUCAUGCUGGAUAUGAGAGCAAGCACUUUGGAUGAAAUAGCAGAUAUGGUACUGGACAACAUGAUAGCCUCCGGUCAGUUAGACGAGUCCAUCAGAGAGAAUGUGAGAGAAGCCCUUCUGAAGAGGCACCAUCACCAGAACGAGAAAAGAUUUACCAGUCGGAUUCCCCUGGUUCGAUCAUUUGCAGAUAUAGGCAAGAAACAUUCUGACCCUCACUUGCUUGAAAGGAAUGGGGAAGGCCUCUCAGCCUCCCGCCACUCUUUGCGAACAGGUCUCUCCGCCUCAAACCUUUCACUGAGAGGAGAAUCGCCCUUGUCUCUUCUUCUCAAUCACCUUCUUCCUUCUUCGAGAGCUGGAACCCCGGCAGGCUCGAGGUGUACCACCCCAGGGCCCACCCCUCCUGGCAGUCCUCCUUCCAGCCCUGGCACCAGCCGCCCGGCCGCCGCAAGUUCCCAGCAGAGUCGGCCGCAGGCCCCACAACUGCUGGUCACACCUGCCCGUGAUGGUAUUCCCACAGUAGUAAUCCAUCCGCCCGAGGAAGACUUAGAAGUGUCGCCAGGCCAGGAGCAAGACGAGAAUGUUGGCUUAACUCCAGGUAUUUUGGCCUCUCCCCAGUCUGCCCCUGGUAACUUGGAUAGCAAUAAGAGUGGAGAAAUGAAAGGUAACGGAGGUGGAGGAAGCAGAGAAAAUAGUACUGUUGACUUCAGCAAGGUUGACAUGAAUUUCAUGAGGAAAAUUCCUUCGGGAGCCGAGGCAUCCAAUGUGCUGGUGGGAGAGGUGGACUUCUUGGAAAGACCCAUCAUUGCAUUCGUGAGGCUGGCUCCCGCCGUCCUGCUCUCCGGGCUGACCGAGGUCCCUGUUCCCACCAGGUUUCUGUUUUUGUUGUUGGGUCCAGCAGGCAAAGCCCCACAGUACCAUGAAAUUGGAAGGUCGAUAGCAACGCUCAUGACGGAUGAGAUUUUCCAUGAUGUAGCUUAUAAAGCAAAAGAUAGAAAUGACCUGUUAUCUGGAAUUGAUGAGUUUUUAGAUCAAGUCACUGUCCUGCCCCCAGGAGAGUGGGACCCUUCCAUUCGCAUAGAGCCACCCAAAAGUGUUCCUUCUCAGGAAAAGAGAAAGAUUCCCGUGUUUCCCAAUGGAUCUGCGCCCACGUCGGGUGAGAUUCCUAAGGAGGCCGCCCACCACGCCGGCCCCGAGCUGCAGAGGACCGGACGGCUUUUUGGUGGUUUGAUACUUGACAUCAAAAGGAAAGCACCUUUUUUCUUGAGUGACUUCAAGGAUGCAUUAAGCCUGCAGUGCCUGGCCUCGAUUCUUUUCCUAUACUGUGCCUGUAUGUCUCCUGUAAUCACUUUUGGAGGGCUGCUUGGAGAAGCUACAGAAGGCAGAAUAAGUGCAAUAGAAUCUCUUUUUGGAGCCUCAUUAACUGGGAUUGCCUAUUCAUUGUUUGCUGGGCAACCUCUAACAAUACUGGGCAGCACAGGGCCUGUUCUCGUGUUUGAAAAAAUCUUAUUUAAAUUCUGCAGAGAUUAUCACCUUUCCUAUCUGUCUUUAAGAACCAGUAUUGGUCUUUGGACUUCUUUCUUGUGCAUUGUCUUGGUUGCAACAGAUGCAAGCAGCCUUGUGUGUUACAUUACUCGGUUUACGGAGGAGGCCUUUGCCGCUCUCAUUUGCAUCAUAUUCAUCUAUGAAGCUUUGGAGAAGCUCUUCCACUUGGGGGAAAUCUAUGCGUUCAAUAUGCACAACGACUUAGAUAAACUGACAAGCUACUCGUGUGUGUGUGAUGAACCUGCCAACCCUAGCAAUGAAACUCUAGAGUUUUGGCAGAAAGAGAAUAUAACAGCACACAGCAUUUCCUGGGGAAACCUCACUGUUUCUGAGUGUAAAGGCCUCCGCGGGGUCUUCGUGGGACCGGCGUGCGGGCCCCACGGCCCUUAUAUUCCCGAUGUGCUCUUCUGGUGUGUCAUCUUGUUUUUUACAACAUUCUUCCUGUCUUCAUUCCUCAAGCAGUUUAAGACCAAGCGUUAUUUUCCCACCAAGGUGCGGUCGACCAUCAGCGACUUUGCCGUCUUUCUUACGAUCGUCAUCAUGGUUACGAUUGACUACCUUGUAGGAGUGCCAUCUCCUAAACUUCAUGUUCCUGAAAAAUUUGAGCCUACAGAUCCAAACAGGGGCUGGAUCAUAAGCCCAUUGGGAGACAAUCCUUGGUGGACCUUACUUAUCGCUGCUAUUCCAGCUCUGCUUUGUACCAUUCUCAUCUUUAUGGAUCAACAGAUUACGGCUGUGAUCAUAAACAGAAAGGAGCACAAGCUGAAGAAAGGAGCUGGCUAUCACCUGGAUUUGCUGAUGGUCGGCGUCAUGUUGGGAGUCUGCUCUGUCAUGGGCCUGCCGUGGUUUGUGGCUGCAACCGUGCUGUCGAUCAGUCACGUCAACAGCUUAAAAGUUGAAUCUGAAUGUUCUGCUCCAGGGGAACAACCCAAGUUUCUGGGAAUUCGUGAACAGCGGGUUACAGGGCUGAUGAUUUUCAUUCUAAUGGGCCUGUCUGUGUUCAUGACUUCGGUUCUAAAGUUUAUUCCAAUGCCUGUUCUGUAUGGUGUUUUCCUGUAUAUGGGAGUUUCCUCACUAAAAGGAAUCCAGUUCUUUGACCGUAUAAAGCUGUUUGGAAUGCCUGCUAAGCAUCAGCCCGACCUGAUAUACCUGCGCUACGUGCCUCUCUGGAAAGUGCACAUCUUCACGGUUGUACAGCUCACCUGCCUGAUUCUCCUGUGGGUGAUAAAGGCUUCGGCUGCCGCGGUUGUUUUCCCCAUGAUGGUUCUGGCAUUAGUCUUCGUGCGCAAGCUCAUGGACCUGUGCUUCACAAAGCGAGAGCUCAGCUGGCUGGACGAUCUGAUGCCAGAGAGUAAGAAAAAGAAAGAAGAUGAUAAGAAAAAAGAGAAAGAGGAAGCUGAACGAAUGCUCCAAGAGGAGGAGGAUACUGUGCACCUUCCUUUUGAAGGGGGAAGUCUCCUGCAGAUCCCAGUGAAGGCCCUAAAAUACAGUCUUGAUCCCUCAGUUGUUAACAUAUCAGAUGAAAUGGCCAAAACCGCACAGUGGAAGGCACUUUCCAUGAAUACUGAGAAUGCCAAAGUAACCAGAGCUAACACGAGCCCUGAAAAACCCAUGAGUGUGAAAAUAAAUUUGGAAGAUGAACCGACAAAGAAAUACAUGGAUGCUGAAACUUCAUUAUAGAACUGAACUCAGAGGAAUUAUAUAGAGACAUUCAUAUAUAUAUAUAUAUAAAAAAUGUGUGCGUGUCAUGUCACUAUAUAUAACGAUGUUGUAUGUCAUGCUGUUGGUGCAUGACUGCUGGGUUCUUUGAAGUAGUGUCUGCAGUUUGUUAUGAGCACCAUGGAGACUGUGUAUAUAAUGGAAUAGUCUCCUAGAAGUGAGGUACAUGGUUCUUAUCAUUCAAAUAUUUAUUCUGUUGGAAGAAAAUGCUUUUUUUGUUGUUCUGCUAUACAAAGACGGGGGAGAUGCAUUCAGUCCGUUUUCCUGAAGUCUCCGUUCAUCAAUGGUAAUUCAAAGCGCCCUUGAGUGACAUAUGCUUUGUCCGUGUAUUUAUAAUUUGUUUCCUAUAUACUCACAAUGAUGAAAUAGUUUAUGGCAGCGCUUUAUGGGAAUAGCAGGGGGUCUUUAUGUGGGGAAAAUGGCAACAAGGCUUCCGUGUGUGUGUGUGUAUGUGUGUGUGUGUGUGAGAGAGAGAGAGAGAGACAGAGAACGAGAGCACGUUCCUGUUGGUGCAGCUGUCCACCAUGCUUCACAGCCAAUGGCAGGUUCUUGACCAUAGGAGUGACCGUGGAACAAUGCAGACUUUCUAGAUAGGAGCCAUCGUUUUCAGCCUUUAUGUUGUGGGAAAAUGUUCUGAAUCUUUAAGCUUCCAUAUCCACAUUUCCAUUUUGACAGGCGAAUAAAAUUACAGUUGAUUUUUUAGUUUAGCAUCCAUGCCAGGCAUAAUUUUAGGAGCCACAAAAAUACCAGUUUGUAAGUUUUGUUACUUUUGGAGAAAACCCCUUUUUUGAGUCCCUAAGCUGUUUUUAGAGCCCCUGUUCCCACUCAGUUUUCUGCGUUAACUCUCUUUAACUUAAAAUGGGUUAGUUGGAUCAGGUUCAAGUGUUCUGUUAUUUCCUAACAUAAAUAGUGUAAUUAAAAGAAUGAGGCCUCAGAAUUCUCUCAUGGGUUUAUAAUCAGUAUUACUUUUUAUUCAGAAAUGCCUUUUCCCUGUUUGUUAUUUCUAUUGUAUAGGUUAUUUAAUAAGUUGUUACUUGCAACUUCAUUUUAAACUACUAUUUAUUUCAAUUGAUAUGCUUAUAUGACAUAAAUAUUUGAAAGGGUAACAAAUUUAUAAUGAGUUCUCAGUGUACCUAUUUGGUGCUCACUUGCGUUUGUUAUCUAAAAGCAGUUGAUAGAUUUUGCAUCUUUGAUAUAAAGUACUGCCAUAUUUGUAUUCACAAAGGAAAUUGGACUUUUUAUGUAUAGCACAAAUUGAUGGGGUUUUUUCUGUUUUGUGGUAGGAUUUGUAAUUUUUAGUUUUCCUGAGCUGUUUUUAUCUUCUGACAAAUAUUUUUAGCCAUCUUUGAUGUAAACCUAGCUCCUCAUGAAGUAAGUCAUAAGCCUGUAGGAUUGGAUGAAUGGGGUUGUGAAACUGAUUUGGCAAGAGAAUAAUUCAGAAAAUCAAGACAAGGAUUGAGAAGCCUCAGAAAUACUGAAAAUGGUGACACGAAUAUCAGUAUCCACAUUUCAGUGAGAUUCCAAAUAUCCCCUUUAAUUAUUUCUAAUAUAAAUGAAAAACCAUGAAGAAUUGAUCAUGAGGCAUGCCAAAAGCUGGUAUUUUAGCAGUUCCUAACUAGCAUUAAGUAAUGUAGUUUCCCCAUCUGAGACCAUGUGGUUCAGUUCUGGUUAGAACGGACUGCGCUUCUUGCUCAGGUGAGCUGUUGGCAGUGUAGCUGCUUUUCUCUGGACAGCAUGGCCGGGAUUACUUGGUACCACCUGAAAAGGGAGUUAGGCUCUGGGCAGCUGAUGGAGAAUUUCCCAUGGUGCUUCUUGGUGAUGAGCUUCCACUGAAGUGAUUGCUUUUUAUUCAUAGCAGCAGAAUGAUUUUCCGAGUUCCCAGUAUUUGCUGCUAUUUUUUAAGUCCCCUUCCCCUCUGAAGUUUCUGAACAAGAGGAUUUCCUCACCUCAUUUCCUUGUGCUUGGACUUUAACAGGUUAACCAUUGUACUUGUUUUACAAGGAAGUGAUUUUAAAGUAUAAAACUGAAAACUACCUGGGAUUGUAAGUGUUCUCUCUGAUUUUAUUUAAUCAUGUAUCACAAUUAUAAGUGCCAGAAAAACCAUGACUUGCAAACUACUUUGCACUCAAAACAUUUUUCUGUGUUCCCUGAUUGUUAAGCAUUUCUGCUUCCUUUUGACUACUUGACUUGGAAAGUGAUCUGUCAAUGACUACUCCAUUGAAGAGCGAAGUAGUAAACUGCUUGAUUUAGAUAUUUCUUCCACUAUUUUCCAAGAAACAUCAGUCAUGGAGAGCAUUCAUUGCAAGACAGUGAAAGGUUUUUAAAUGUUGCCUUAACUAGGGUGUGUAAUGAGCACUAGUAAUCGCUACGUACUGAUUUACCUCAUGGUGCAAAAUAAUUAAACCUGCACAGAUUCCAUUUGCAAAAAUAAAUUCCCAUAAACAGCCCUGCACUUUCUUAGCUGCCUUGAUUUCCAGAAUGGAGCUUAGUGCUACUGAAUCCCCUGGCCACCGGGCCGCCUCAGGAUAGUCUCCACCCUGUUUUAUUUAUUUAUAGAUGUCUGUUUACAAAGACUAUAAUAAAUCCUGGUGUAGAUCAUCUGAAAUUUACUUUCUUCUCAGUGCUGUUUCAAUCUAACGUAGUAGCUUUUGAGAAACAACCAACUUUCUUACAGAAAGGGAUAACUCCGUAUAUUCUGUAAUUAUCUGACAUACUCUAUAAGUGACGCACACAAUCUUUCUAAGCCGUGUGGGUGUGUGGGUGUGUGCGCGCGCGAGAAUGCUUCCAAUGUUAAAAAUCUGUUAGCAUUGUUUUAAAAAAGCUGUAGUGUCCUAAGGUUCAUAUUUGCCAAGUCUUCUGUAAACUUUUAGACAAAAAAUUUUAUGUGCUAAUGGAUGCAUUUUAUAAAGCAGAUUUGUCAUUUUCUCUAUCCCAGAAACACGAGUUUCCACAUGAAAUAUAAAAAGCUUUUUAUUUUUUUUUUCCUUUCACAAAGGCAGGUUCGAAAUUCUGUGAAAAGCGAAAUGGUGUCUGAGCCUGCGGUGUAACACGUGCAUCCGGUCAUGCCAGUGCUCAGACUGCGGAUGUGUGAGCCUUUGGUCACUCAACAAUGUCUGUGUUAUGCGGCUUCAGUCUUUUAUGUAGGUCACAUCCUGGUUAUGCUGUACUGUGCAGAUACGUGAAUCGUCUUCUGGUUUAUUGCAACAGCUAUUUAUUUCUUAGAAAGUAAAUUAUAAAGACUUUAAGAACACUUAAGAUUUAGUGUUCAAAUUGCAAAAUUUGGGGAAUUUUAAUGUAAAGUCCAUUUUCUGACUUGAAAAAGAGUUGAUUGUAAGUAAAUAGUUAGAAUCAUCUACACAUCAUUUUAAGAAGUUAAUUAGCACAUAUUAAGUUCCAUGUUUGACUUGAUUUUAAACCCCAGUUUUGUUUUUAAUCAUAUUUUUGCACAUGGUUGAUUUUUGUGUUGUGGCUUUUAUUUGUUUUUAUUACUCAAGGCUUUUGUUCUUGGGUUUUUUUCUCUCUUUUUUUUUGGCUGGGGGGAGAUUAUUUUCCAAUGUUUACUGUGUUUAAAUAAACAAAUGAAUUUUACUGUUCAUUUAUAUGAUAUUUGAUACCUUGGUGUAAUUUCACAGUACAAUUCCAAUUUUUAUGGCUUUUAUAAUAUUUUCUUUUAUAGUAAAAUCCAAAGUAAAUUAAACAUUUAAAUUGUAAAACCGAUGUUUUCAUUUUUAUGAAAUACAGGUCUCUACCAAGUCUAUAAUGUGAAUGAUCCUGCCUUUCAAAUUUGUUUCAUAUGUGUUAAAAGAAAACUAUUUUUUUGGAGAUGUUAUCGAAGUUGAAAGAGCAAUAAAAGUCUACGUAA
This is a messenger RNA of Ochotona curzoniae (black-lipped pika), 7867 nucleotides long. RefSeq names its product solute carrier family 4 member 7 (gene SLC4A7). NCBI's taxonomy places the organism in Eukaryota, Metazoa, Chordata, Mammalia, Lagomorpha, Ochotonidae. Gene Ontology annotation, molecular function: sodium:bicarbonate symporter activity; monoatomic anion transmembrane transporter activity; solute:inorganic anion antiporter activity. Gene Ontology annotation, cellular component: apical plasma membrane; plasma membrane; basolateral plasma membrane. The transcript has 26 exons. Bases 211 to 3966 code for a protein of 1251 amino acids. The record is from RefSeq and is a predicted model, not a curated record. Gene Ontology annotation, biological process: regulation of intracellular pH; transmembrane transport; bicarbonate transport.